Messenger RNA from Kogia breviceps (pygmy sperm whale), 1524 nucleotides. NCBI's taxonomy places the organism in Eukaryota, Metazoa, Chordata, Mammalia, Artiodactyla, Physeteridae. The record is from RefSeq and is a predicted model, not a curated record.
GACUUUGGAGUAAACUGAACCCGCGGGUACUAUUGGGCAAAGUUUCCCGGGGAUCUUUGCGUCCAGACUUAGUCGCCUUUUCUCUGAUGUCUGCUCUAAGGCUUGCAGUUUGCAACUCUUUUAUUUGGCGCAGUGGAAACACUGAGCGUUCUCACCCAAAUUGAGCGGAUUAACCCUUGGGUCUUUAUCCUUAACCCCCUUACCAGUUGCCGUCCCUGGCCUUUAGGCUUUCACUUUUCUCUUUAAUACUCUUGAGCUGGAAAGUACAUGUCACAGUGCCUAGGGAGUUUGGAAGGUUGAGGGAGCGUUGAGCUUUUUGAAAUCCCUUACGAAGGUGAUUUUGAACAAAGCAACAUGCUUCUGAUUCAGAUGCUCCACUGAGCUAUAAAAAUACAUUAAUCAGAACUGUGUGGCAUCUUCCUAAGCAAGACUUUCAAUGGGGCCCACUAUGGUUCACUUCAUCCAGAAGUUUUCUCGAGCAUCUUCAAAGAUGCUGAAGUACCCUUCCACAAUCAGACUAGGAGCCAGGAGAAUAGAAACAUUUUCUGUCAAAACAUGCCUCCAACAGAACUUUUCUCCUUUGUUUCCAAGGCCUUGGCUUGUCUCAUCAUUUCCAGUGUGUAUGAGCAAGACACAAUAUUAUCACACUUCCCCAUGCAGCUUUAAGAAGAAGCAAGAGCAAGCAGUGCUUCCAGGCAGGCCACCACAAACCAUCAGUUACCUGCCUGACAGCCCAAAGCCAGCAUUAUACAUAACUCUAGCAGGACUAAUCCCCUUCAUUGCUCCACCACUGGUCAUGGUGAUGACAAAGACUUAUAUUCCCAUAUUAGCUUUUACUCAGAUGGCUUAUGGAGCCAGUUUCCUAUCUUUCUUGGGAGGGAUCAGAUGGGGUUUUACUCUGCCACAAGGUAGUCCAGCCAAACCAGACUUCCUCAAUUUAGCUAAUAGUACAGCUCCUGUUGUGUUUUCAUGGCUUGCAUUCUUUGUUUCUGAAAGACUCAGUGAAGCUAUAAUCACAGUAAUAAUAGGUUUGGGGAUAGCAUUACACACUGAACUUUUUCUCUUGCCACAUUAUCCCAAUUGGUUCAAAGCCCUGAGGAUAGUAGUCACGUUAGUGGCCUUUUUUUCAUUUGUAAUCACUUUACUAGUUAAAGAUUUUUAUCCAGAGAAGGGACCCAAGAGACUUAGGCAAGUAGAAUAAAUAUAAAACUACUCUGUAGAUGACGUUAGCAUGUUGGCUAGAAGCCUUGUAAGGUUGUGUUUCGGCAUCACCUUUUUCUACCCCUCCGGUUUAGCUCUUUUUUCCCACCAGUGGUGAUUUAUUCUUCCCAAAUUAUUUUUCAUUUCUAGAAAUCUUUAUUUUAUAAAGAAUCACUGAGAAACAGCUUGAAAACCCUUAACAAAUCCUUUUCAUGUUAUAUUAGGUUAUAGUUCUCAUUCAGUCUUUUUAUGAACUUUAUAGUCAUCCACUUAAAAAUUUCAAUGUUUUAAUUGUUUUGAAAAAUGUAAAUUAAAAGAUGAAAA